GAGAGCUAGCCAGGGAAGACCGGAGAGUGCCUUCGUUCCGAAAGCUAGAAGGGACGCAUUUCCUGCUCCGUUAUUUUCUUUCAAUCUCAUUUUAUUUUCUCUCACCACCAAAAAAAAAAAAAAAAAGAAAGGGGGAGAGAGACAGAGAACUCCAAUCAUUAUUCAAACCCUCCAUUCUAUGUGCGGGAUGGAAGAAUCGGAAGCCUGCAUUCUUAUGGAUAUCUGCACGGAUUCGAAGUUAUGAUCUUAUCACAAGUCCUGGUAACAGAGAGAUCGUUGAUGCUGUGAGGUCGUUUGUGGUGCAUAUUUUGGUCGAUUUGGUCGGAUAUUUAUUGGGAAAAUGAACGGCGGGGGAGAUGCAGAGGUUGCUGCUCCGGCGGGGCCGCCGCAACCUCUUGAGUGGAAAUUCUCUCAGGUUUUUGGGGAACGGACUGCUGGGGAAGAAGUCCAGGAAGUUGAUAUAAUUUCUGCAAUUGAAUUUGAUAAAACGGGAGACCAUCUUGCCACUGGUGAUCGAGGGGGGCGUGUGGUCUUAUUUGAAAGGACUGAUACACGGGAUCAUGGAUUUCGAAGAGAUCUCGAGAGGAUGGAUUAUCCAAUUAGUAGGCAUCCAGAGUUCCGGUACAAAACAGAGUUUCAAAGUCAUGAACCCGAGUUUGACUAUCUUAAGAGCUUGGAAAUAGAGGAGAAAAUCAAUAAGAUUAGAUGGUGCCAGACGGCUAACGGUGCCCUGUUUCUUCUCUCAACUAAUGAUAAAACAAUUAAGUUUUGGAAGGUUCAAGAAAAGAAGGUCAAGAAAGUAUGUGACAUGAAUGUGGACCCCUCAAGGGCUGUUGGAAAUGGCAGUAUUGCUAGUUCAAGUGUUUCAACUAGUUCCAAACCAUAUCUUGCAAAUGGAGUAUGCCCAGACAGAUCCUACAGUUAUUUGACCAAUGACUUUGCAUUCCCUCCAGGAGGCAUUCCAUCAUUACAUUUGCCUGUGGUAGUAACCAGCCAUGAGACAAGUCUUGUUGCUAGAUGUCGAAGAAUAUAUGCUCAUGCUCAUGACUAUCAUAUCAAUUCCAUCUCAAAUAAUAGCGAUGGUGAGACUUUCAUUUCAGCUGAUGAUCUGCGAAUAAACCUCUGGAACUUGGAAAUAAGCAACCAAAGUUUUAAUAUUGUUGAUGUGAAGCCUGCAAACAUGGAGGAUCUAACUGAGGUUAUAACAUCAGCAGAGUUCCACCCUACACAUUGUAAUAUGUUAGCAUACAGUAGCUCAAAGGGUUCAAUCCGUCUCAUUGAUUUGCGGCAAUCUGCUCUAUGUGAUACUCAUACAAAAUUGUUCGAAGAGCAGGAGGUACCUGGUUCAAGAUCCUUCUUUACAGAGAUUAUUGCUUCAAUCUCAGACAUCAAGUUUGCAAAGGAUGGAAGACAUAUACUUAGUCGUGAUUACAUGUCUCUUAAGCUAUGGGACAUAAACAUGGAUUCUGGUCCAGUGGCAACUUUCCAGGUUCAUGAAUAUUUAAGGCCUAAGUUGUGUGAUUUAUAUGAAAAUGAUUCGAUCUUUGACAAGUUUGAGUGCUGUUUGAGUGGAGAUGGUCUUCGAGUUGCAACCGGUUCCUAUAGCAAUCUAUUUCGUGUAUUUGGUGUUGCUGCAGGCAGCACUGAGGCAACAACUUUGGAAGCCAGCAAAAAUCCCAUGAGGAGACAAGUGCAGACUCCUUCACGGCCUUCAAGAUCCCUGAGCAGUUUAACACGCGUUGUCAGGAGAGGUGCAGAUAGUCCUGGAGUUGAUGCAAAUGGAAAUGCUUUUGAUUUCACAACAAAGUUACUCCACCUAGCAUGGCACCCAACUGAAAAUUCUCUUGCCUGUGCUGCUGCGAACAGCCUGUACAUGUAUUAUGCGUAAAGAUGGUCUCAGAAGAUGUGUUAUUGUUACUCGGCAAGCUCUUUUGGUUUGCUGUUGGAGGAGGCCAUCUAGCCUUCUCCACCAGCCGUUAAGACGGAGACUGCAUCAUCCAACAGAUGGUCAACAUCCCUUUUAAAACUGUAGAAUGCUCUCAAAUGGGGGACCAGAAGUGGCUGUCAGCGAAUCCACGAGGAAGUAACUGUCUUUUGUUCCCAGGCGGGCAGCUUACCUCUGAUUAUUUUAUUUCCUUUUUAAGAAAUGAUGCAGUUCUGCUCAUAUUGUGUUGGAUUUAGAUCAAAGAAAUAUGAUUGUAGCUCUCCUACAACCGAAAGGAAGGCUGUUCAGUACUGCUGCUAGGUUUGAGAUCAAUGGGGUCUUUACUCUAAUUUCAGGCAACAUGAUUAUUCUGUAACAUCGAUCUCAUUGGCACCUGGGGCAUGGGACUUGUAUUGUUGAACCUACAUUUUGGGGGCUUGUGAAUUUUUUAUCAUGAUCAUGAUUAUUGUCAUCUACUUGCAAGCUAAUUCUUCUUUCACCUUUUCAGAAUCACAAUCUGUUAUAUGCCUGUCCGAUAGCUGCUGAUUCAUGCAUGGUCUCUUGGGGUGGAGUGGAAGUUCUCAUGUUAGUCCAUCUUCUCUUGGGGGUCUGUUUUGUUCGUCUGACAGUACGAUACUUGUAAAUUUAUGAGGUGGUUUCUCUGAAUAAGCCUGCUUGUUUGUUUCUGCCAUUUUCUUCCAACCACUGAUCUCGUGUAUUUUGGAUUUUCUGCCUUAACCCAAACAACCACGUGAAGUAGAGAAAAUAUGGGAAUUUAGGCCUCGAGGAUUUAAUGCGGUAUUUUGGAGAUUAAUAUUUAGGUGGUCUGAGUGCAUGGCGUUUAUUAAGAACUUUUAACAGUUGCUAAAGGCUAUCUAGAGCAGGCUUUUACGUUUCCCUUAAGCUGGUGUUAUUUCUCCUUUCCAAAUUGAGGGACAAAAGUAUUGUUUCCUCUGGUUUUAAAGAUUUUCGUUGGGUGUUCCGUGUUUAA
Messenger RNA from Nelumbo nucifera (sacred lotus), 2915 nucleotides. Its product is annotated as serine/threonine protein phosphatase 2A 55 kDa regulatory subunit B beta isoform. Gene Ontology annotation, molecular function: protein phosphatase regulator activity; protein binding. Gene Ontology annotation, cellular component: protein phosphatase type 2A complex. The record is from RefSeq and is a predicted model, not a curated record. NCBI's taxonomy places the organism in Eukaryota, Viridiplantae, Streptophyta, Magnoliopsida, Proteales, Nelumbonaceae.